CUGGAAGGUGAUAUAAAAUCAGAUCCUCUUUGCAGUCAGCUAAGAAGAAAUGUAACACCCAAUCAAACAAGAGGAUCAAUCAGAGCCAAUUCCAGUCAGGUGAGAUCACCGCAAACCAACCAAGUGAGCCAGAGUCAGAUCUGUUUGCAGGAGUCCAGUUCUUUGCAGUGAAGUACUUUUAAUCAUGUCUCUUGUGAUUGAGGUCUAAAGAUGCCCUACAAAGUGAACUACUUUCCUCUCGUGCGUGCACACACACCACUGCCAUGCCAUAAAGUGUGUGACGUAGUCUACAGCUCCAGUAUGAAAGGGCAAACUCUGCUCAGUCAGGCAGACAGUGAAGUGCUGUGUGGUUCAGAUCCACCUGAUGACAGCGUCCCGCCUCUGAAAGCUCACCUGUGACCGGACGGUGCAGAGAAAACCUCGGGGAUGGAGAGGCUGCUGAGGAAAUGUCAGAUCAGAAACCAACUGGUCAGGGAGUGCAUGGCUGAAUGCCUUGGAGUCUAUGUCCUGAUUCUGUUUGGAUGCGGCUCUGUUGCCCAGGUGACCACAACUAAAGAUAAGAAAGGGCAGUACCUGUCCAUCAAUCUGGGUUUUGCUCUGGGAGUAACAUUUGGGGUCUUUGUGUCUCGUGGAGUCUCAGGUGCCCAUCUGAACCCUGCUGUAUCUCUAAGCUUGUGCGUUUUGGGCAGACAUCCCUGGAUCAAGCUGCCUUUCUACGUCUUAUUCCAAGUGCUCGGAAGCUUUCUGGCUGCAGCCACGGUUAGCCUGCAGUACUACGAUGCCAUCCAGGCGUACAGCGGAGGAGAACUGACAGUGACGGGCUCCACUGCCACAGCAGGAAUAUUCGCCACCUACCCAGCCGACUACCUCAGUAUGUGGGGAGGGGUCGUGGACCAGGUGAUAAGCACGGCUGCGCUGCUGCUGUGUGUCCUGGCUCUCGGGGACCAGAGGAACAGCUCCCUCCCUGAUGGUCUUCAGCCCGUACUGGUGGGAGCAGCAGUGCUGGUUAUUGGCAUCUCGAUGGGCUCCAACAGUGGCUACGCCCUCAACCCGGCCAGGGAUUUUGGACCUCGACUGUUCACGUACAUCGCUGGCUGGGGAGUGGAUGUUUUCAAGGCUGGAGGUGGUUGGUGGUGGGUGCCAAUAGUGGCUCCCUGUGUUGGGGCGCUGCUGGGAACACUGAUCUACGAGCUGAUGAUUGAAGUCCACCAUCCUCUCAGUCCGCCUGAGCUCCAGACCUCAUGUCAGGAGGCCACUGAGGGCAAGAUGGGUCUGGAGCUGGAAGGGGGUGCAACCAGACUGUGAGAAACCCACUUAUUGGUCAAAUUAAGCCACGGUAAAGAGGACAAAACUGUGAUGUGUACAGUAAAUGCUAUUUAUGGUUAUGACACCCAUUGAUUCUGUGACUGAAAUGUCUGUGACUGAUUUAGUGGAACAAGUAGAUUGGUUCUGAUACUACGAAUUCUAGGUGGAUGUAAUAUGAAAAGAGAACUGAAAAGAGUCCCAUUUGUAAACGGAAAGAAGCUGCAAACACUACUCUGAAUGUGACCCUCAACUCUGCAGAUGAACAAGCUGCACGAGUCAAUCGUCUCUUUUACACAUUUAUUUUGAAACGGCACAAAAGUGUAUGGCAUUUCAGCAAGCAGACCACAACCAUGGAAAAGAAAAUGACAUGAAAUUUCCACUAUUGAGCUAUAUAAAUAUGAUAUGACAUAUAAAAGAUACAAACAAAAACAAAAAAAAUCCACUCUUCGGCCUCCAUCACGUGACAAUGAAGGCUGUUUUUGAAAUGUACAAAAGAAAUGUGAGUACAGCAAGCACUGAUUCUGUAGAUAAAAAAGAACCGUCUCAAAGAGAUAAACAUUUGUAUUCAUACACAUUAAGACAACACAACCCCCCACGCUUUCCCUCUGCUUUGUAAUUACAAUGUAUAGCUACCUCUGGGGGUGAUUCUUUUAAACUUCAAAUUGUUUGGAAAAAAA
Sander lucioperca (pikeperch) is the source of this 1982-nucleotide messenger RNA. RefSeq names its product aquaporin 10b (gene aqp10b). The transcript is spliced from 6 exons. Gene Ontology annotation, molecular function: glycerol channel activity; urea transmembrane transporter activity; water channel activity. Gene Ontology annotation, biological process: glycerol transmembrane transport; water transport. Lineage: Eukaryota; Metazoa; Chordata; Actinopteri; Perciformes; Percidae. The coding region runs from base 427 to 1305 and encodes 292 amino acids. The record is from RefSeq and is a predicted model, not a curated record. Gene Ontology annotation, cellular component: plasma membrane; basolateral plasma membrane.